Cutaneotrichosporon cavernicola is the source of this 1674-nucleotide messenger RNA. RefSeq lists its product as uncharacterized. The record is from RefSeq and is a predicted model, not a curated record. The transcript is spliced from 7 exons. Lineage: Eukaryota; Fungi; Basidiomycota; Tremellomycetes; Trichosporonales; Trichosporonaceae. Bases 1 to 1674 code for a protein of 557 amino acids.
AUGUCUUCCUCGGCCUCGCGCGGCGCGUCCUCGGCCGCCGAGGCGCGCAGCAACACGACAUCGCGCGUAGGAGGCCGCGCCGAAUUCUCAGACUCAAAGGAGGCAGUUGGAGACGUCAAGGAUGACCCGAACAUCGUAAUCAUCGACGACAACAGCUCCAUCGCGCGCGCGGCAGCGCAGAGCCGGCACGAAGCUGACCUCGCGCAGCACGCGUACGAGCCGCCUCGGCCCAAGCGCGUGCAGGAUGACUGGCAGGUCGCGUACGUGUGGGCGUUCAUCGUCAAGUUCGGGUUGUUGCCCCGGAUCAGCAGCCUACUGAACCUAGAGGACUUUGAGCGGAGUCUAUGCGAGCCCGUCGCGAAUAGACCAGACGACGUGCUUGAGGGUGUCCUCAUGGCGUUCCUCAAGAACCUCAAGCCAGGCCUUCGCAACCUCGACUGCACAAAUAUCCAGUCACACCUCUCCAAUUACAUCUCAGACAUGCUCCUCAACUCGCAAGAAUUUACGGUGUGGGAUCGCCCGUGGGCGCCGCACGAGGAAGCGCGGGCCGAGUGCUGCAACAAGUCGGCCGACCGCGGCCUCCUGGGCAGACUGCGUGGGCCAAACGAGGACAAACAGACGCGCGUCAAGAAGAACCCCAUCGCCCAAAUCGAGAAGAAGGGCGGGGGAAUAUUCGAGCUCGAUUGGUACGAGCGCGCGCGCCUGCUUCGUCAGCUCGUCGACUGGCAGUUGUCCCACUCUGACAUGAUCCGGGAAAAGAUCAAGGACGCGCAAGCCAAGAAGGACGAGGCAAACAAGAAGAAGCCGAAGCGAAAGAAUCCUGAGACAGAAGAGGGGGAGAAGGUGGACAAGAGCGCCGAGAUCUGGAUCGAGCCUGUUGGUCUUGACCGCAACAAGAACCGCAUCUGGAGUCUGGAUAAAUCAGCGCGUCUGUACAAGUCAGGCAACCCUUUCAAACGACCCUGUCCGCUCGUCACCAUGACGACCAUGAGAGGCGAGCUCCAGAGCCAAAUGGAGCAGUUCAAGGCGCACGGCCAAGUCGUCCUUCCUAAGCCCACAGGAUCCGGGCCAAAGGGCAAGCCAACGCAGAAGGAGGCGAUGGCGCACCGCCGCCAGCUCAAGGGCGUCGAGGACGAGAAACAGCUUGGCGAGUGGGUUGAGCAGUUCCUCCCGAACGUUGAGAAGGAGGAGGCGCGCGUCGCCCGCGCCCGCAAAAAAGUCCUUGACACCAUGCGGAUACUGCAAGCUGCGGAACUGCGCACAACACGUACGCGCCGGCCUGCCCGCAAGGUAGACUACACUUACGACUCGAUAGAGGAAGACGAAGAGCUGUUUCCUCGCCGCGGCGGGCGGCGCGGAGCUGGUUCUGCAACGUACGAGCCACCGCGCAAGCCCGUCAUCCCUGGGGAACGUCGCUCUGGGCGUAUUCAGGCGCGCGUCGAUGUCGAGGAGGAAGAUGAGGGAACCGUGUCUGCUGCGCCUAGUAGAGACAUGUCGCCAGCGCCGUCGUCUCCACGGCCUGCCGAGGUGUUCCCGAUGGGCGCAAAGAAGACGAAGGGUUAUGUGUACAUCGAAGAGCCGGGCUCGGCCCCGUCCAAGGAGAACGGCAUGGCGAAUGGGGGAUCGCGGGGGAGAGGGACGGAGAACGAGCCAAUGAUGGUCGACGAUGAGUGA